CGGUCACUUACAAAAUCGACGUUGUAAAACGCUUUCAUCUGCUCCAGUUACCGCGCGGUUAAAAUGACAGUACAACAAUCCCCCGGGCGCCAUCAUGCUACUUGCUCAUUCUUUGAUAAGAAUGCUUGCCUAUGGUAUUGCGGGAGGAUCAGAUCCCCUGACCGAAACUUUGCAAAUGCUCUCGGGACAUGUUCCCGUGCUCUCUUUAAUCACGGUAACCACUAGAUGAUGGAACCCAUUGGAGGAGCAGCUUCGAUCGUUACGCUGAUUGACGUAGUAAAGGGGGCAAUUAAGUUCCUGCAACGCUUUCGGGAGGCACCGUUGAAAAUCGAGAAGUCCGCCCACCAAGUCCAGCAGCUUGUAAUCCUUCUGGAGACGCUGCCUGAGGUACAAGGGAGCAUCAAUGAUGGAGGCAGCAUUGCGAAGUCUUGUGCGACGAUGUUGGAGGCAUGCCGUCACGAUAUCGCCUCUCUCAAGGAUACUUUGGCCUCGAUUACAAAGGGCAGACAUCAUGGCCGAAUACACUGGGCGCUCGUGGGCCAGGCAAAAGCGAAGGAGUUAACGACUGAAUUGGCACAUGUCGAAAGCUCCCUCACUUUGGUGCUGGGCAUACUACAGUGCCAACGUUUGCAGCUGAUUUCCGAAGUGACGACAAAUCUGUCCCACGACAUGGCGACUGCCAAAAUGGUUGCACAGCGGCCUAAACUAUGUUCAAAUUGUCAAAACGAAUAUACCACUGUGGGAGCCAGAUGCAGAAAAUCCGCUGUCAACCGGAAAGGUACAUGUGUCAGUCAAUGGAGAGUCUGUUGCGCCAGUUUAGCAACCUUGACUGCGUCCGCCAUAUCUCUUGACCGCGACAGAGACUAUACAUCAAUCUGGUCUCUCAAACUGGAUCUUAUUUCAAAGUGGGGGCUCCAACUAGAGUUUUCUGGCUGGUUACCCGGGCUUCGAGUGGACAGAAUCAUGGUCAGCACACGUCUAUCCGUUCCAAACGAUGAUCCAUUCUUGGCAGCAUGUUAUAACGGUGAUGCACUGCGCGUCAGAGAACUUCUGUCGAGAUGUCCCGCCAGCGUGACCUUCUCAGACGAGUGGGAACGCACGCCUCUCUGUCACGCCAUUGAAGGUGGGCACGUCGAUAUAUGCGAAGAGCUGCUUGAUCAUGGAGCCCGGAUUGAUUCCACUUUCGGCGAGUACCAAACGUCGGCACUGUCGUGGGCGCUGAAGCUCAGGGACCUGGACAUUGCCAGGCUUUUGCUCUCCAAGGGCGCAACGCUCGAGCACGUAAGUGCUUUUGGGUGGUCACCCACCUUUUACUUAUGGUCAGAGACAAGCCGCCAAGUAGAGUCGUCCUUGUUUCUCGACCUCUUGCGAAGCCAAGGCGACUUCGACUGGUCGCAUUGUGGAGUUGUCGACGUGGGAGGAUGGAGCUUACUGGCUCGGUGCGCCGUCUACGGCAAUCCGAAGGACACAUUGACCCUCAUCAAAUACGGCGUCGAUCCGUUCGAGAGAUCUCCUGGGUCUGGGUGGACGGCACUUCACUAUGUUGUCUAUCAUGGCGUCGAGGACGCCUUUUUUGCCCUUUUCCCGUCCUUCCAGAACGAAUUGGGAAUCGAGCUCCCCGACUCGAUGGGAUGGACGUUGCUCCAUCUGGCACUUGGGAAUGGCAACAUUGCAAUCAUCCGCCAUCUCCUUGCGAACGGCGCGGACGCGAAAGCCGAGACGUGGCCGUCCUAUCAAGAGGACAUACCUGCUUCUAUACAAGGAAUUCCAGCAUCUGCGGUGAAAAUUGCGCGCGCCUACGGCGAACAAAGAUUCCUCGAUUUCUUCGACAUACUGGACGAUCUCGGUCUCCUCGAUGGCGAGGGCAAAGUUGAUGAAGUCUGGUCGGAUGCUGUUGCAAUCCAAACUUGAACGGCAACAGAAAUAUCCAAUAAUCUCGCGCACAACGAGCUAUACUCUUACUUCUUGCACUCGACGACAUCUACGGCGAAAUCAGAUAUGAGGAACUUCAAAUUACCACAAACGCCUAGGUUAUUUUCCAGUACAAACUCAGAUCGUUCACAAUUUGCUCUCCCCUCCGCCACCACCAUGCUUCUCUUUGGUCUCCAUCCACCCAAAGCUCGCCGCGCUAUUCAGCCCGGGAUCGAUGAUGACGUUCAACACACAGACCUUCUCCGUCUCCAGGAACGCCUGCCUCGUCGCCUCGGCCAACUCGUCUUCGGUGCGCACAAGCCAGCCUCGUCCACCGACCAUGUCGGCGAGACACUCAUACCGCGUCUCGUAGAGGAGGGAGGUACUUCGGAGUCCCCUCCUGCGAGCAUCUUUCUUACCUUCAAUCUCUUUUCCUUCGGCGGCGGUGGCAAUCUUUGUCUCAUCCCUGGCAGUCUGGCCCUGCUUCUCUCUCCAGCCGGUCUCGUCCGAAGCGUCGCCCUUGUAGAUGCCGCUGUUGUUCAUCACGAUGAUCAAGACGUCCAUCUUGUGUCUGGCCAUGGUCUCGAUCUCCAUGCCCGAAAACCCGAACGCCGAGUCCCCUUCGAGCGCGACAAUCUUCUUCGCCGCCCGGCGCGGGAUGUUGUACGCGGCCCACGCGGCGAUCGCGUACCCCAUCCCGACGCCCAUGGUCGCGUAUGUGCCGGCGUCGAGGCGCUGGCGCGGAUGCUCGAGGGGAAACACACUGCGUGAGAUGUCCAUCGUGUUCGCCCCCUCGGAGACAUACACGACCCCGCCGUCCUGAGGGGGUGAGAGCGCGUGCAGCUCAGACUUUAUGAUGUGGUAGGCGCGCUCGUACGUCAGUAGAGCAUUGGGCUGUGUGGGCGUGGUCGCUAGACGGACAGACUUCUGUUCGUUCUUAGCGGCGCUUGCCGAGAGGAGGGAGAAGUACGAUGGCUGUGAUGAGGACGGCGACGAGGAGGCGCGGAAGGUAUUGCUCGGAAACGCCUUCCACCCAGGACCGAGUUGCUGGCGGAGCUGAUCCACGACGAAGCCAAUGUCUCCGAAGAUGCUGAGCGACGGCUGCCCGAGACUGUUCGCCCGGCCGAGCUCCUCGGGCGAGAUGUCGACCUGGAUGAUCUUGACGUCCCGGCGGUAUUUGGGCGCCUCGCCGAAGUGGAGGAUCCAGUUCAGUCGCGCCCCCAGGAGGAGGACCACGUCGGCGUGCUUGAGCGCCGCCGAGCGAGCGGACGACGUGUUCAAGGGAUGCGAGUCCGGGACGAUGCCUUUGCCCAUGGGCGUCGGGAGGAAAGGCAGGUGGUGGGCCGAGACGAGGCUGCGGAUGGAGCUCUCAGCCCGCGCGUACGCUGCGCCCUUGCCAACGAUCACGAGCGGAGCGGAAGCCGACUUGAGCAGGUUCGCUGCCGCGACGACGAGGGCUGGAUCUGCAGCCGGGUGAGGUGGUGGCAGGACAGAGAUUGGCGGGUGGGACGUCGACCUCCCCGCCGGGACGGGCUCCAUGAUCAGUUCGGUGGGCAGGUCGACAAACGUCGGGCCCGGCCGACCGUACCAGGCGAUGCGGUAGGCGUUGCGGAUCGCGGCGACGAUGGUGGCCGGGUCUCGCGACGUCGGGCGGAUGGCUCGCUUGGUGUGCGGCGUCAAGAGGGCGAUGGCGUCCAACUCCUGGAAGCCGCCCUUGGUAGCGAGGCUGGACUCGGACGAGCCGCC
Messenger RNA from Cladophialophora immunda, 3657 nucleotides. RefSeq lists its product as uncharacterized. NCBI's taxonomy places the organism in Eukaryota, Fungi, Ascomycota, Eurotiomycetes, Chaetothyriales, Herpotrichiellaceae. Gene Ontology annotation, molecular function: protein binding. Bases 226 to 1911 code for a protein of 561 amino acids. The record is from RefSeq and is a predicted model, not a curated record. Gene Ontology annotation, cellular component: nucleus; cytoplasm. The transcript has 2 exons.